AUGGAAAACCAAGUUAGCUCCACCUCUCCUACAGGAGAGUUCCUCAGCAGUGUGGACUUGAAUACCCGAAGUGCUGUGCUAUCCGACGUUCUUAAUAAUGCACGGAACAUCAACACUUUUUCCUCAGCCACGCGAGAAUUUCAAUCCCUCUCGAUCAGGCUCGAUGAUCAGUCUCUGAGCACGACUAUCUUGGCUCCGACAAAUAUAGCUAUUGAAAAGUUACCCAACAAGCCCUGGGAGAAACGAGAUGACUAUUCAAGCUUCGGUAUCCAUAAUGGCUACGUGGGAAAGCAGGGCGAGAAGCGAGCAAAUGAGAACCUCAAAAAAUUUGUCAAGGCUCACAUUAUACCCGGGACAUUUACUAAGGAGCAAAAAGCGUCUACGCUGGCAGGCCAAGAGAUAUACUGGGAUAAAUGUGACGAUGGGGGAACUCGGGUAUGCGUUCUCUGGGUUUUUGGUAGUGGAUAUGAUCUUCCUAAUCUCAGCACUAGAUUUUUCCUGGUAAUGUACAAGUUCAAUCAAUCGUGCGAGCUUGUAAUGGCGAAAUUUGGAUCUUGGGUGGCACGAUAG
Molecule: messenger RNA, 570 nt
Organism: Ophidiomyces ophidiicola
Lineage: Eukaryota; Fungi; Ascomycota; Eurotiomycetes; Onygenales; Onygenaceae
Exons: 1
Coding region: 1-570 (189 amino acids)
Source: RefSeq, a predicted model, not a curated record